GUCCUUCAGGUAGGAGGUCCUGGGUGACUUUGGACGUCCGCUUAGCCAGGUUGCAGAAGCGGUUUAGUGUGUGUCCUAAUCUUCUCUCUCCGUGUAGCUAGGCCUGUGCCGCAAACAUGCUCCGCCAGAUCCUCGGGCAAGCCAAGAAACAUCCCAGCUUGAUCCCCCUCUUCGUAUUUAUUGGAGCAGGGGGUACUGGAGCAGCACUGUAUGUGAUGCGCUUGGCAUUGUUCAAUCCAGAUGUCAGCUGGGACAGGAAGAAUAACCCAGAGCCUUGGAACAAACUGGGUCCCAAUGAACAAUAUAAGUUCUACUCUGUGAACGUGGACUACAGCAAACUGAAAAAAGAAGGCCCAGACUUCUAAACUGUGAAGCUCACUGCGAAGCUGCUUACAAUGAAGGUCUUUCAGAAGCCGUCCGCACAAUUUUCCACUUCAGCAGGAACUAUGUCUCCAAAUGCAUGAAAUCAUGUUGAUUUUUUUUUUGAGUUUAUUACACUGAUGAAUAAAUCUCUGAAACUUGAUAUGUGUCACUAUUUAAUGCUGAAAAUUCAUAUGGGAUUUGAUAGCUAGGAUAUAAGAAAUAAAGUAUCAGGAUUUAAAGAA
Messenger RNA from Rattus rattus (black rat), 605 nucleotides. RefSeq names its product NDUFA4 mitochondrial complex associated (gene Coxfa4). The transcript is spliced from 4 exons. The record is from RefSeq and is a predicted model, not a curated record. Bases 117 to 365 code for a protein of 82 amino acids. NCBI's taxonomy places the organism in Eukaryota, Metazoa, Chordata, Mammalia, Rodentia, Muridae.